GUCGAGGGAUGGCAGUGUGAGAAGGGGAAGGCUGUGUGGAUCGCUCCGCGCUGAGAGUGCACACAGUGUGAGGGUGGGGAGGGUUGCAGAGUAUGUGAGUGCCUGCUGUGGACCACACUGUACAUGGAGCAGAGUGCUGGUGGGCCGGGACCCUCCGUGCGGCACCACGACUGACUGACCUUCACCCCUGGGCAUGUUCACCGCUGCCCCUGGGCGCCGCUUGAAGGAAGGACAUGGAGAAGUCGAGCAGUGAGGACUCGUCUCUGCACCGCAGCCCGUCCCUGGAGAGCAGGGGCACCGGCCCCCGGGCCGCCCCCGGCCCCCCGCUCACCGGGGGCUUCACCGCCGCCGCCUUCUACGGCGACUCCCGGUCAGGCCGGCGUGGGCCGGUGGAGCUGGGGCUGAGGGAUGAUCGCUACUCCGCCCCCCGGGGCAGCAAGUACGUGGUCUUUUACCUGGACGUCUCCUUUCUCUUCCUCCUAGAGUUCCACAGGUGCAGCAUGGCGGCCGGGUGUCUAUGUUGCCUCAAGUACCUGAUGUUCGUCUUCAACCUCGUCUUCUGGCUGUGCGGCUGUGGGCUGCUGGGUGUGGGCAUAUGGCUCUCGGCCACGCAGGGCAACUUUGCCACGUUGGCGCCCAGCCUGCCCUCGCUCUCCGCCGCCAACCUGGUCAUCGCCACGGGAACCAGCGUCAUGUUGGUCGUAUUCCUGGGGUGCCUCGGUGCCAUCCAGGAAAACAAGUGCCUUGUACUCAGUUUUUUCAUCAUCCUGCUGACCAUUUUUCUGAUGGAGCUGAUCCUGGUCAUCCUGUUCUUUGUCUACAAGACGGAGGUGGCAGACUAUGCCCGGGAGGACCUGAAGGCCGGGCUGGAGUUGUACGGCGCCGCGGGCAACAUCGGACUCACCAACGCCUGGAACAUCAUUCAGACCGAGUACACGUGCUGUGGGGUGGACAACUCGACGGACUGGAACCGCGUCAUGGGAGAUAACAUUGUUCCCGACUCCUGCUGCCAGGAGUACAGUCAGAAGUGUGGACAGCACGACCCCAGCAAGUGGUUCAGCAAGGGCUGCUACGACAAGAUCAAGGCCUUCAUCGAGCAGCAGACGGUGGUUCUGGGAUCGGUCGCCAUGACUGUCGUGGUGAUCCAGAUUCUGGGCAUGGCGUUCUCGAUGACUUUGUUUCACCAGAUCUCCAAAGGUGGUAAAAAGUACAAGGCCUAGUCUUGGUGUGGGAAUGGGUCACUGUCCCGCCGGCUCUUCCACCACCAGUCACCCACCGCCCCUCCACGCCCGACUCCUGCUGCAGCCUCUUCACCAGGGAGCAUUCCUUCUCUUUUGCCAAAGAAAAUUAAAGUACUAAACCCUGCCUGCUUCUGUGUGACUCGGUGACUGCAGCCCCUCUCCCACCACUGGUUCUUGACACAGUGGCCCUGACCUCAACAUCUCUCCACCCACGACCCCAGCUCAGAAGUGGCUUUCUGUCGGCGCAGCUCGGAACCUCGUCGGCAAACAUCUGCCACCGAUUCCCUUUCACUCCUCUCCUCUCCUCCUCCUCCUCCUCUCCUGCCGGGAGUGGAGUGGGCCGCACUGGAUCAGCGUCAGGCUCAAAGGUCUGUUUCGGACGUCGCCAGGGUCCCGUCCUGCAGUGACGAGAGGGUGCCUCUGCCCAGCUGAGCGCUGCACACUCCCAGAGCAGAAACCAAAUCGCCCUUUGUGCAAAUACAUUGAAAAGGGAAGCGGACAGGUUGGACGCCGGCAGGUAACGUGCCAGGUCACCGGUAACUUUGACCCUGGUGGCCGAGGGUGGCCCGUUAACCCGCUCCAGUCCGGGACAUCGGAAGAGCCCAGUGACACAGCCGCAGCCCGGAGGCCUGACCACAGCUGGUGGUCACUUUUUUGCAAUUAAAUGAACAACUUUUUUUAAAGAUAGAUUAGGAAAAUAUAUCCUUUGGGAGCAUUUUGUACUGUGCUAAUCUUUUUAUUUUACUGCUUCACUUUCCCAUGGCAAGCGCAAUGUGAUUUAUGUGGGAGCGUGGCUGGAUGUGGAGAGUGGUGAGGGUGAUGGGAGGACAAUGAUUAGUGUGAGUGUCUGUGCCGGCGGUCCCGGCUGCAACACGUGGAGCUGACAGAGACUUGUCGGACUUUCUGUCUCUUUACCAACUGGUCACUGGUUUGUAAUUAACAUGAAACAACUGGAGCCUCAGCAGUUCCAGGUCAGAAAGCAGUCAAUGCCCCUGACCUGGCAUCAGUCUCUCCUUGUAGUCACCUCACCAGCUUCAACUUACUCUGCCCCUCAACUGACCUCGUCUUCUGACCCUCGUCCUGUGUCCCGUGCCUCAGGGGGACACUGUCCGUCCCACCCCCACAGACAGCACAGCCAAGCGACGCAGCGAACGGCUACACGCAGUCAGAGAGUCAUACAGCAUGGAAGACGGGCCCGUUCGGCCCAACCCCUCCAUGCUGACCAUGAUGCAUAACCCAUCAACUCCCACUUGCUUGUAUCUGGCCGUGUCCCCUUAAACCUUUCCUAACCAUGUACCUGGAGCAUUGUUUAUCGAAGUGCCGUACCAGAGUUAGUGGGAAGACUUUCCCUCCAUUCCCAGCCAAGCUAUUCUGGCCCACCAACACCCCUGGCCUCUCCCCGACUAUGCCCACUAAUAUGCCAUCCACAGAAAGCAGGGCAAACCCAACCAGCUAAUCACCACCUGAUCCAUCUCUCGAUUAGUACAGUGUUACAUCUCACCAAAAGUGCUACCAACUGGUCACAACAUCCACCGUGGGUUUGACCAGCACCACUGAGCUCUACACCUCAACCCGACCUGGGUCCAAACACGCAACAAUGAGCCAGAGGUGCGGUGACACUGAAGCACAGGUUGACUCGGGUAAGGAACCCCGUAAAACUGAUGACAACGUCACCAGAUGUAGUCAGACCUCAGCUAGAGGAGAUGAGUAUAGGUGUUGUACAUCAUGUCCCAGCCCAGCACAGUGGUGCAGCGGUAGAGCAGUUGCCUCACACCGCCAGCGACCCAGGUUAGAUCCUGACUGUACAGAGUUUGCAAGUUCUCCCUGUAACCGGGUGGAUUUUCCCCAGGUGCUCCAGUUUCCUCCCACACUCCAAAGACGUGCAGGUUUGUUGGUUAAUUGGAUUAUCUAAAUUGUCCCUAGUGUGUAGGAUGGAACAAGUGUUCUGGGUGAUGUUAGUCGGUGCGGACUCGGUGGGGCGAAGGGCCUGUUUCAACACUGUAUCUCUAAACUAGAAACUGACUGUGUCUGCGCAUCCCUGCAGGGGUUACUCGGUGUGUAUCUGCAGUUGCCACAUCAUCACCUUCCUCCCACCAUGAGGUCAGUUAUCGGGAUAGUUGCAAUGACUGUAUAACAGUAGAAGCAGCAGCCUAUGGUCCUUGUUUAAGGUGACAACAUUCAGCACGGUCUGAUAAAUUACAUUCAUCAUUUGUGCCCUGACAUUGCCAGGCUAAGACUGGCACAGUAAAAGGGAGCUGGACAGUUAAUGCCUCGCCCAUGGCCCAUCCCCCACCCUCAACAUCCGCGAUCACCACUGAUCAACCACUGACUAGAAACAGUGACCGGUGUUUGCGAGUUACCAGUGUUGGUUAGUUACCCAUGGUUAUGUUAACCAGAGCCAGUGGUGGUUAGUUGCAUCUGGUUAUGUUAAACAGAGUCACUUCACAAUAUUGUCUCCAUCUCUCCAUUGUGACAGCAAAGUCUGUGACUGCAGGAAUUUCCCGGUGUACACCGCUUUCCUCAGGAGGGGUCACUGCUUCGGAAGGAGAGGGUCUGUGGGACGUGCCAAGCACUGGUUUGGGGGCAGUUUGGGACACUGUUGCCUGUCGCCGCUCCGUUAGGAAGGUGGUGAGGGUGAGGAUGUUAUAGUCACUUAGUAUGUCUGUAUGUUUACCUAGUAUGGCUGUAUGGUAACUCGAGUGUCACUUUACCUUAAGUGGUACAUGUGACAAUAAACUGAUCUUGAUCGCUGCUCUCUGCACGCCACUAGCCGGCUGGUCACUGCUGCAGUCUUUGACCAAGGAUCACUCCCUGCAGCCUCUGACCCCACUUCACUUUCACCAGGUGGCUUCUAGCAACAAUGGGCUUAUUGUUAGCAUGUUUUGAAUUCAUUCAUAAUCUAAAAAUGUACAAAUUUGCAACAAAAAAAAAUGCUGAAUUUAUUUAUAUAGCAUUUGGCUACAGUUUAAUAUUCUCGUUGGUUCUAAAUCGAGAGCUGAAGGGACUGAACUCCCACAAAUGCGUUUCUCUGCACUUUCCUUUCGGUUUUACAAUUUGGGGUCGGGCAAAGGUUUUUGAUGUUUGCAGGAUUUUAACUGCUGGUAAUAAAGAAUCUUCAGAUGA
Messenger RNA from Leucoraja erinaceus (little skate), 4364 nucleotides. Its product is annotated as tetraspanin-9-like. The transcript is spliced from 7 exons. The record is from RefSeq and is a predicted model, not a curated record. NCBI's taxonomy places the organism in Eukaryota, Metazoa, Chordata, Chondrichthyes, Rajiformes, Rajidae. The coding region runs from base 234 to 1220 and encodes 328 amino acids. Gene Ontology annotation, cellular component: membrane.